This is a messenger RNA of Syngnathus acus (greater pipefish), 2040 nucleotides long. RefSeq lists its product as uncharacterized. The record is from RefSeq and is a predicted model, not a curated record. NCBI's taxonomy places the organism in Eukaryota, Metazoa, Chordata, Actinopteri, Syngnathiformes, Syngnathidae. Bases 778 to 2019 code for a protein of 413 amino acids. The transcript is spliced from 2 exons.
AGUGUUGUAAAGAAGCCUUCAUCAGAAGCAGUACCUAUUACCUUGCAAGCAGACGAGGUAGCAAAGAGGGUCUCACCAGAGGGAGCGGUAGAUAGUGUCCCAUGGCCAGAAGACGUGGUCACGAAAAGGUCUUCGUCAGAAGCAGUCAAUGCUGGUUUUAAGUCACCAGAAGAGCAGGUAUUAAAGAGACUAGCAUCGACUGCUUCUCUCGAUGAUCUCAAGUGUGCUCAAGACAUUGUGGAGAAUACGUCUUCAUUAGAACCAGCAGAUACUGAUCCACAGUGGCAAGAAGUAGCAAAGACGCUGUCAGAAUUAGAACAUACGGAUCUUCAGAGGCCAGAAGUCAACGUGGCUCAGCUUUCUUCAUCGGAAGCAGUAGAUACUGAGCCUCAGUGGCCAGAAGUCAACGUGGCUAAGCUUUCUUCAUCGGAAGCAGUAGAUACUGAGCCUCAGUGGCCAGAAGACAACGUAACAAAGAUACCUUCAUUAGAACCAGGAACAGAUGCUGAACUGAGUGGGCAAGAUGCUAAAGUUGCAAGUACAUCUCCAUCAGAAGUGGAUAGUAACUCGCAGGAGCCAGAAGAGUGGCUUGAAGACAGGAGAUCCUGUGAAACAGUAGGACGGGAUGAUCUCAAGUCACCUGAAGACAGGGAAGCAAAGCUGCCUUCAACAGAAGCAGCGUUAGAUUCUGCCCCUCAAUUAUGUGAUGAACCGGAAGUGAGUGAACCUCUUUUGGAAGAAGUAGUUGAUACUCUUCACUUGGUUGAUGUUGAGAGGAUGUCAGUAGGAAUGCUAGAAGAUGUUGACGUCAAAUCGUCCGAACGCAGGGUAUCACAGAUGUCUUUGAAUGACAGUGACAAACCAUUGUCAGACUACGUGGUACCCGAGAGCCCUUCGGCCGAAGCAUAUUUGGACUCUUUGUCAGCAGAGGUUGAAGACAGGGUAUCUCGAAAGUCUUCAUCUCCAGCAGACCUAAGAGUUCCUCCUAAACUGUCAGAAGACAGGGUAUCCAGGAAGUCGUCCGAUGCAGAAUUUGAGGUUGUUCCUAAAUUGUCAGGAGACAGGAUAUCAAGGAGGUCUUCGUCAAAACUGUCAACAGAUGUUCCGAAAUUGUCAGAAGGCAAGAUAUCAAGGUCUUCUUCCCAGGCGGCAGAUGUUGGGAAAUUAUCAGAAGAGAGUAUAUCAAGGAGACCUUCGUCAAAAGCAGCAAGCGAAUCGACCUCGAGACUGUCAGAAGACAGAAUAUCAAGGAGGUCUUCAUCAAAAGCAGCAGUCAGUGCCACCUCUAAACUGUCAGAAGACCGGAUAUCCAGGAGAUCUUCGUCAAGACUGGUGGCAGAAGCUGACCUCAGAUUGUCCAGGAAGUCUUUAUCAGAAUCGAUAACCGAGACUGAUGAGCAGGAACUUUCAUCUGAAGCGGCAGCAGACCUUGACAAGACAUCACCGGAAGGACUUGAAAACAGGACAUCCUUUUGGAAGAGGUGGAAAAGCCAAACGAAGAUACAGCCAAUUCUGGGAAACUGUCCAAGAACCAUCAUGGACUGCAUUCGAGCAAAACCAGCUAUUCGGCCCAUUUUCAAUAAGAUCAAGUCAAUGUGGAAGACUCACUACGGCCGGAGGAAGAGCAAGAGAGUCAAAGGGAAACCCGAGCGAAUAGGCGAGAGACCGCCACUUCCAAAUGUCUUGGACGAAAGGGCAAGGGAGGAGACUCCUGUCAUCGCGUCGAUUUUAUCAGUCGAGUUACCGCUGAGUGACGACGACGAUGACGACGACGACGACGACUACGACGAGGAGCGCACAAGAAACAAAUCUGCAAAGCCAAUGGUACGCGCCCGGGACAUCCACAGCUUCUUUGAGAACAUGUUUAAAAAUGAAUUUUCCAAAAAGUUAGAAACAUCCCUGAAAAGGGGUCUCUUGGACGUCGUUAAUGAUUAUUUCCCUGAAAAAGGCUUGCCGGGCACUGCGGAUAAAUUGUCAAAGCAGGAACAAGAGCUUAAGAAAAAAUCCCCGCAGCUUUAAUGGCAACCCGACAGUACUUGU